Galeopterus variegatus (Sunda flying lemur) is the source of this 3485-nucleotide messenger RNA. RefSeq names its product eukaryotic translation initiation factor 3 subunit C. Lineage: Eukaryota; Metazoa; Chordata; Mammalia; Dermoptera; Cynocephalidae. The record is from RefSeq and is a predicted model, not a curated record. Gene Ontology annotation, biological process: translational initiation. Gene Ontology annotation, molecular function: translation initiation factor activity; translation initiation factor binding; RNA binding. Gene Ontology annotation, cellular component: eukaryotic translation initiation factor 3 complex. The transcript has 21 exons. Bases 130 to 2871 code for a protein of 913 amino acids.
CCCGGGAGUGACGUCAGGUGUCGCCUUUCCCUCUGUUGGCGCUUCCGCUGUUGGGGUUCCGCGGUGUGACUCGCGAACUCAGUCGAGUUGGUCUGGCCGCGCCGGCCUUAGCUCCUCAGCGCCGUCGCCAUGUCGCGGUUUUUCACCACCGGUUCGGACAGCGAGUCUGAGUCGUCCCUGUCUGGGGAGGAUCUCGUCACCAAGCCUGUCGGGGGUAACUACGGCAAACAGCCAUUGUUGCUAAGUGAGGAUGAAGAAGAUACCAAGAGAGUUGUCCGAAGUGCCAAGGACAAGAGGUUCGAAGAGCUGACCAAUCUUAUCCGGACCAUCCGUAAUGCCAUGAAGAUUCGGGAUGUCACCAAGUGCCUGGAAGAGUUUGAGCUCCUGGGAAAAGCAUAUGGGAAGGCCAAGAGCAUUGUGGACAAGGAAGGUGUCCCCCGGUUCUAUAUCCGCAUCCUUGCUGACCUUGAGGACUAUCUUAAUGAGCUUUGGGAAGAUAAGGAAGGGAAGAAGAAGAUGAACAAGAAUAAUGCCAAGGCUCUGAGCACGCUGCGCCAGAAGAUCCGAAAAUAUAACCGAGAUUUUGAGUCCCAUAUCACAAGCUACAAGCAGAACCCCGAGCAGUCUGCGGAUGAAGAUGCUGAAAAGAAUGAGGAGGAUUCAGAAGGCUCUUCAGAUGAGGAUGAGGAUGAGGAUGGAGUCAGUGCUGCAACUUUCUUGAAGAAGAAAUCAGAGGCUCCUUCUGGGGAGAGUCGUAAGUUCCUCAGAAAGAUGGAGGAUGAAGAUGAGGACUCAGAAGAGUCUGAAGAUGAUGAAGACUGGGACACAGGUUCAACAUCUUCGGAUUCAGACUCAGAGGAGGAAGAAGGGAAACAAACUGCACUGGCCUCAAAAUUCCUUAAAAAGGCCCCCACCACAGAAGAGGACAAGAGAGCAGCUGAGAAGAAACGGGAGGACAAAGCCAAGAAGAAGCACGAUAGGAAGUCUAAGCGCCUGGAUGAGGAGGAAGAGGACAAUGAAGGCGGGGAGUGGGAGAGGGUCCGGGGUGGAGUGCCCCUCGUUAAGGAGAAGCCAAAAAUGUUUGCCAAGGGAACUGAGAUCACCCACGCUGUUGUCAUCAAGAAACUGAAUGAGAUCCUACAGGCACGAGGCAAGAAGGGAACUGAUCGUGCUGCCCAGAUUGAACUGCUACAAUUGCUGGUUCAGAUUGCUUCAGAAAACAAUCUGGGGGAGGGCGUCAUUGUCAAGAUUAAGUUCAAUAUCAUUGCCUCUCUCUAUGACUACAACCCCAACCUAGCCACAUACAUGAAGCCGGAGAUGUGGCAGAAGUGCCUGGACUGCAUUAAUGAGCUGAUGGACAUCUUGUUUGCAAAUCCCAACAUCUUUGUUGGAGAGAACAUUCUGGAAGAGAGUGAGAACUUGCAAAAUGUUGACCAGCCACUGCGUGUCCGUGGCUGUAUCCUAACUCUGGUGGAACGAAUGGAUGAAGAAUUUACCAAAAUAAUGCAAAAUACUGAUCCUCACUCCCAAGAGUAUGUGGAGCAUCUGAAGGAUGAGGCACAGGUGUGUGCCAUCAUCGAGCGUGUACAGCGCUACCUGGAGGAGAAGGGCACCACUGAGGAGAUCUGCCGUGUUUACCUCAGGCGCAUCCUCCACACCUACUACAAGUUUGAUUACAAGGCCCAUCAGCGGCAGCUUGCCCCUCCUGAGGGCUCCUCAAAGUCUGAGCAAGACCAAGCAGAAAAUGAGGGUGAGGACUCAGCUGUGCUGAUGGAGAGACUGUGCAAGUACAUCUAUGCCAAGGACCGCACCGACCGCAUCCGCACAUGUGCCAUUCUGUGCCACAUCUACCAUCAUGCUCUGCACUCCCGCUGGUACCAGGCCCGUGACCUCAUGCUCAUGAGCCACCUGCAAGACAACAUUCAGCAUGCAGACCCACCAGUGCAGAUCCUGUACAACCGCACCAUGGUGCAGCUGGGCAUCUGUGCCUUCCGCCAAGGCCUGACCAAGGAUGCACACAACGCACUGCUGGACAUCCAGUCGAGUGGCCGGGCCAAGGAGCUUCUGGGCCAGGGUCUGCUGCUCCGCAGCCUGCAGGAGCGCAACCAGGAGCAGGAGAAGGUGGAGCGGCGCCGGCAGGUACCCUUCCACCUGCACAUCAACCUGGAGCUGCUGGAGUGUGUCUAUCUAGUGUCUGCCAUGCUCCUGGAGAUCCCCUACAUGGCUGCCCAUGAGAGUGAUGCCCGCCGGCGCAUGAUCAGCAAGCAGUUCCACCACCAGCUGCGGGUGGGCGAGCGACAGCCCUUGCUGGGUCCUCCUGAAUCAAUGAGGGAACAUGUGGUCGCUGCCUCUAAGGCCAUGAAGAUGGGUGACUGGAAGACCUGCCACAGUUUUAUCAUCAAUGAGAAGAUGAAUGGGAAAGUGUGGGACCUCUUCCCGGAGGCUGACAAAGUUCGCAGCAUGCUGGUUAGGAAGAUCCAGGAAGAGUCUCUGAGGACCUACCUCUUCACCUAUAGCAGUGUCUAUGACUCCAUCAGCAUGGAGACACUAUCUGACAUGUUUGAGCUGGAUCUGCCCACUGUGCACUCUAUCAUCAGCAAGAUGAUCAUUAAUGAGGAGUUGAUGGCCUCCCUGGACCAACCAACACAGACAGUGGUGAUGCACCGCACUGAGCCCACUGCCCAGCAGAACCUGGCUCUGCAGCUGGCCGAGAAGCUGGGCAGCCUGGUGGAGAAUAACGAGCGGGUGUUUGACCACAAGCAGGGCACCUAUGGUGGCUACUUCCGAGACCAGAAGGACGGCUACCGCAAAAACGAAGGCUACAUGCGCCGGGGUGGCUACCGCCAGCAGCAGUCUCAGACAGCCUACUGAGCUCUCCACUUCUGUCCCCGUGGCCUAGACCAUUCAACCUUUAAGUCCUAAACCACACCGUAGUCAUUAAAGGUCUAUUUAGAGUUGUUAUAGUCCCUAAUUGUCUGCAUGUCGCCACAGAAGUGUCUUGGACCCAUUCAUUUGCCAGUUAUAUUUCUGCCCUUCUACCUCAUGACAGUCACAAGGCUCGAAAGGCAGAGAUGAAUCGGACACAUCCCUAACUUCAAAGAGCUUGUUGCUCUUUGACAUUUAACAGAAAAAUGUAAUAACGUGUUAAGUUACAACAGAGGUGUGAAAAAGGGUGGUAAGUACACUGAACGGGAUGUGACUGUGGGCCGCAAUGUCAGGGAAGGCAUAAGGGAGGCAGUAGUGAUAGUUGGACCUUGAGGGUUGGGUGGGUGGUGGCUCACCAGGUAGGGAGAAGGGAGUUUUAGUCUAGACCAGUGUGGAGUGUGGUCCGUGGACCAGCGUGGAUUCUCUGACCUGUCCACGACAAGACAGUUACCACAAUGAACUGUAAGCAUGAGAAACUUUGCCAUUGCUGUGACAUUUAAGCAUGUGAUUGUUUUUCUAGUAAUUUGUAUAAUUUGUGUUUAUUAAAUUUUACAAAUGUA